AGAGCCCAGGAAGCUAGCAGGGUGCCCUUCGAUGAUGUUUGCUCAUGCGCGGAGGUCCCGAGACGCCGAUUGGAGGGCGCAAGUCCCGGGUCGUGUGCAGUGGCUGGUGGGGACGUGGGCGUCGGGGGCGCGCGCCGCACUACGAAGCCUCUCGUUGGCCGGCGCGAGUCACGUGGGCCGGGCCGGGGGAGGCGCGCGCCUGUGCGACGUCAACGCAGGCAGCUUAGCUCCCCUGGCCUGUGUACCCCUGGGCCGCGGCUGAGACCUCCCAGUGACCGGGUCGGGUGGUUAGCUGAGAACCUUUGCAGCCGUCAUGGACAACUCCGGGAAGGAAGCGGAGGCGAUGGCGCUGCUGGCCGAAGCGGAGCGCAAAGUGAAGAACUCCCAGUCCUUCUUCUCCGGCCUCUUUGGAGGCUCAUCCAAAGUAGAGGAAGCGUGCGAGAUCUACGCCAGAGCAGCAAACAUGUUCAAGAUGGCCAAAAACUGGAGUGCUGCCGGGAACGCUUUCUGCCAGGCCGCCCAACUGCACCUCCAGCUCCAGAGUAAGCACGAUGCAGCCACCUGCUUUGUGGAUGCCGGCAACGCCUUCAAGAAAGCCGACCCGCAAGAGGCCAUUAACUGUUUGAUGAGAGCCAUCGAGAUCUAUACAGACAUGGGCCGAUUCACCAUCGCAGCCAAGCACCACAUCUCCAUCGCGGAGAUCUAUGAGACGGAGCUGGUGGACAUCGAGAAGGCCAUCGCCCAUUAUGAGCAGUCUGCAGACUACUACAAAGGCGAGGAGUCCAACAGCUCAGCCAACAAGUGUCUGCUGAAGGUGGCUGGCUAUGCUGCCCAGUUGGAACAGUACCAGAAGGCCAUCGACAUCUACGAGCAGGUGGGGACCAGUGCCAUGGACAGCCCUCUCCUCAAGUACAGCGCCAAGGACUACUUCUUCAAAGCAGCACUUUGCCACUUCUGCAUUGAUAUGCUCAAUGCCAAGCUCGCAGUCCAGAAGUACGAGGAGCUGUUCCCAGCCUUCUCGGAUUCCCGGGAAUGCAAGCUGGUGAAAAAGUUGCUAGAUGCCCAUGAAGAACAAAAUGUGGACAGCUACACAGAGUCGGUGAAGGAGUACGACUCCGUCUCAAGGCUGGACCAGUGGCUCACCACCAUGCUGCUCCGCAUCAAGAAGACGGUCCAGGGUGAUGAGGAAGACCUGCGCUAGGUGCCACCCGCUGCCCUCCUGUCCCAUCUGUCCAGAGAGAUGGGCCCGACCCAUGCCCAAGACCUUCCUUCCCUGCCCACUGGGAGUCUGCAGGCCACACGGGCCACAGCGGGCUCAACACCACUGGCUCGGGGCACCAGCGUGGGGCCUGCUAGCUGGACAGUCAUCUUCUGUUCUCGCUACAUCCCCCACUGUACCCAUUUAUUUAACCUAACAGCAUCCUCCUCCACCUGGACCAGCUGGACAGAUGUUGGAUACAGACUUCUUGGCUGGGGUGCUGCUGGGGGCAUGGGGUCAGCAUCUGGUCCCCCACUCCUAAGCAGCUGAGUUGCAGGGCUGGUUUCCAUCUCUCACCUUUUUCCACAGCCAAGCUCUGAGCACAUGUAGCUGCUGAGACUUGUUCUCACCAUGGGGUGUGAGGGGAUGGAGGAAGCCCCCUGUGCCAGGAGCUUCCCCCAGCCUCCUGCAGCCCCAGCCUCUCAGGUUAGACCCAGGCCCUAGAGUCCAGACCUUCACCUGCCUACUCCUCCCCCAAAGCUUCCAGGUCUGUCUGCUGGUGGUCAGAAGCUGCCUCUGGCACAAGAAGGAAAUAAAACCCGCCACUUUUGCAUGAGUCUUUCUUCCUCUUCACCUUUGCUGCCCUCUUGACCUGCAGCAUCAUUCCCCUCUUGAAUCCCGUGCCAUCUUGUGGGACAUGGGGACACAUCCUUGGGGCCACCUU
This is a messenger RNA of Castor canadensis (American beaver), 1922 nucleotides long. It is a transcript of the gene Napa, whose product is annotated as NSF attachment protein alpha. The record is from RefSeq and is a predicted model, not a curated record. Lineage: Eukaryota; Metazoa; Chordata; Mammalia; Rodentia; Castoridae. Gene Ontology annotation, cellular component: terminal bouton; synaptobrevin 2-SNAP-25-syntaxin-1a complex; vacuolar membrane. Gene Ontology annotation, biological process: SNARE complex disassembly; synaptic transmission, glutamatergic; regulation of synaptic vesicle priming. Gene Ontology annotation, molecular function: soluble NSF attachment protein activity; syntaxin binding.